Protopterus annectens (West African lungfish) is the source of this 3172-nucleotide messenger RNA. It is a transcript of the gene C2CD2, whose product is annotated as C2 calcium dependent domain containing 2. The coding region runs from base 702 to 2885 and encodes 727 amino acids. The record is from RefSeq and is a predicted model, not a curated record. NCBI's taxonomy places the organism in Eukaryota, Metazoa, Chordata, Ceratodontiformes, Protopteridae. The transcript is spliced from 15 exons.
UUGUGAGUGCUGUGGCUACCUACUCGUGACGUGAUAGGCGGAGAUGUAUGGUGAUUGGCGAGAAUACAGGCAACUGGGCGCGAGCCGUUGUGCUGUGGCAUGCAAAGGAACAUCUGAGACCCGGACUUCCUAUCUGCAGUGUCAGUUCGAGUUUAGGCAUGCUGGAGGCUGUUGGAUUUUUAACAACAUAGCACAAUAAUUUGAUUAUUUUUGAAAAGUACUGCCUGGUACAAGCAAGCUUUAAAACUGUAUGUGCCAAGUCCUCCGACCCUGGAAGGACAAAUGUCACUGUAAGAAACUGAAAAGGGGCGGAUCUGCACACGGAAGCAAAGCCAGUUGGUCUCUACUUCCAACUGUACUUAUAUCCCAAGCUUUGAAUUAUGACAUUUGCUUGACCUGAAUAAACCAUUCCUGGCAUGUAAAUAUAAAACUAACAAAGUUUUUGUUUUUAUUUUCGGCAACAUUUUGGGGCAUAAUUGGUUACAUUUUUUGACGUGCAGUCGGCAAGCUGACGAAGCUAAAGUACAUUGAAUACAUAUACCUAGUUAUAGUCAUUGAAACUGGAAUCCUUCUGGACAUUUUUAUAGUGGUUUGCAAAUUUUUGGGGAAUAAUGUACGCAGAUCAUUGGUCAUUUAUAUGCCCCUUCUACCAGUAGGUCUUACUAGAAGCCCUGAAGUGGUUCUGACUAUGUCCUGCAGACAUGUCUUGGAUGGAUUCUGUAACGGACUUCCUUAGCCUGGGGGAGAUACAGUGGCUGUCUUUGGUCACCCUUUUCAUUGCUUCCAUUGUCACGGUGGUUAUUUAUCUAAUCCAUUAUGCGGUUAGGAUGGUCUGGGGUCGAGAAGGUAGGCGCCGAAUGGCUCGCAGCACCAGGGAAGGAUUAUCGGAGGAGCUGGACCCUCUGCUGAACUGGGUCAUGUCUCUCAACAGUUGGCGGAGUCAGUGGCAGAAAGCAUGGUUGACGUCGCUGAACCGAGAGGCUAAAAUAAUUGGGACUUCCCUGCAGAUUGUAUUUCAAGAGGAAGAUGGUCCUCAGCCAUUAGAACUGCAAGUUAAUCAUGUGUCCAGUGUCAUUGAAUCAAAGGAAGAGAAUGUUGUUUCCUGUGAUGUGACUGGGGACAGCAUGCAGCUUUUCGUGAAUGUGAGAGAGGAUUUACAAAGCACUAUGGAACCUGUUUCUUAUGGUGUGAAAAUAUCUCCACUUUACUUGCAGCUGGUACUGCAUUUGAAAACGGGUAACGAGGAAAUCCAGGUGCAAUGGUUCCUCAGGAAUUUAGCAGAUGUUAAUAUUAUGGUUCAACCUAAAUCGGUGCUUAAGGUAUCUCAGAAGGAUCCCCAUUUUCAGGCUACAUUGAAAGAUGCCCUGAAGGUUCUUCUUAAGUCUGUUCAGCCAUCAGCAGUUUUAAUUGCAAAACCUGGCCACAGGACUGAAAGUCAAAUGCUGAAGAGUGAGAGGAAAAUCAAAAGCUAUUCUGAUUGUGCCAUGAAUGGCUACACUGACAACAGGACUAUGCAAAAUGCCAAGACCUCGUCUCAAGCAAGUUGUCCUCCAAAACCACCAAGGGCGCAUGAACUAAGGCUGUUGGUGAAAAAUAUCAAAGUAUCCCAACUUAUUAUUUCACAAGCUGCAGGCAACAUUAACACUACCUGUUCACUACAUCUGAAUGAACCCCAGCAAACAUUCUGUAGCAGUGUGUCAAAAAGUACUACCAGCCCAUCUUGGGACCAGCAGUUUGUCUUUGAAUUAAAUGCACACUCCAAGGAAUUAUGCUUACGACUGUCAGAUAACAAUAAACCAGCAGAAAGUGCCUUUAUAGGAGAAGCUUGCAUACCAUUAGAUCUAUUUAAAAAGCAGCCAUCUGGACUCCAGACUUUUGCUCUGAAGGGAUGUCCUAACAGGCAGACUGACAUUUCUGGAUCUCUUUCUGCCGAGUUCCAUUUCUUAGAGCCCAGUGGGGGAAUAUCCAGGCAACUUCCAACUCCAGUUCCUGCAAGGAAGGUUGAAAUGGAUCGGACUGUAAUGCCAUGUGGAACUGUCGUUACCACAGUAACAGCAGUAAAAACAAAACCACGUCCAGAUGGGCAUCCUACAACAUUUACCUCAGAUUCUCCAUCAAGGAGUCCAGCUAAAGCCAACAAAACAGAAAGAGAAAAACCUUUGCAGGUAUAUCCAUCGCACUGUGCUCCAGUGAGCAAAACCCUGUCAUCUUCAGAUACUGAGCUUCUCAUGUUGAAAGGAACUGACCCUGUUGCAGAAGCAGCAAUCCGGCAGUUGCAAGAAUCUGCAAAGCAGAGUUUAAAAUCACCGCGGAAGAAGAGCACCAUUAUCAUAUCAGGAGUCUCAAAGAUUCCAGUAGCUCAGGAUGAUGAAGUGUCCUUGAUGAUGGGUUACGCAGCUUCUAUGGAUUCUCCUCAAGGACAAGAAGAUUCACUGACCACUACAGAGGAGUCAGCUCCAGUUGUGCCUACAACAUCUAAUGCACUUUCCAUGACAUUUCCAAAGACACUGUCAUCUUCCAGCUCGCAGGAGGAAGGGAUAAUCGAUGACUUUUCUGCUGACAAUGAAAUGGAGAGUUUCUCGUGGGAGGAUUAUAAGUGUGGACAGACCUCGGGAAAUUCCUUAAAUGUUCUGGAAACUGCCACUGUGAAGAAGCCAAAGGGUGGAUUUCUUCGUAAAAGUGCAAGGCUGUUUUUCCGUAGGAGACACCCACUGAGGAGCCCAGGAAUGAGCCAGUCACAUAAUGACCUUGUGUAUUUACAGCAGCCUCCUUUGUUGGACAAAGAAAAAAAAGGAGGAACACUAAGUCGCAUUAUGAAUAAAAAGUUUAUGAGGAACAAAAGCAGAAGCAAACUCAAUGCGUUGUUUCAAGAAGCAAGCACGUAAUGUCCUGCAUCUCUUGUCUGGAACCAGUAGGCAACCUGCAGCAAAUUAGAUGUCAUCUGAUAACGCUUUCUCCUAGAUAAGCCUUAGGAUAGAUGGCAGAUAAAAAAAAAAAACAGUUAAUAGUUCUGCAUGUACACUUAACCUUGCACUCUUAUGUACAUUAGCUAAGAAAAUCAGAAAGGGAUUUGGUUUCUAUAGAGUUUUUGUCUGUAUUAUAACUGUGUGUGUCUAUGAAUAUAUAUCUAUAUAUUUAUUUCUCUCUCUACACACUAUAUAUAUAUAUAUAU